Messenger RNA from Fukomys damarensis (Damara mole-rat), 2113 nucleotides. Its product is annotated as serine/threonine-protein phosphatase 2A 65 kDa regulatory subunit A alpha isoform-like. Gene Ontology annotation, biological process: protein dephosphorylation. Bases 23 to 1792 code for a protein of 589 amino acids. Lineage: Eukaryota; Metazoa; Chordata; Mammalia; Rodentia; Bathyergidae. Gene Ontology annotation, cellular component: cytoplasm; protein phosphatase type 2A complex. The record is from RefSeq and is a predicted model, not a curated record. Gene Ontology annotation, molecular function: protein phosphatase regulator activity; protein binding. The transcript has a single exon.
GGUGGGAAGUGACACAGCCAAGAUGUCUGUGGCCAACGGCGACGACUCUCUCUACCUCAUUGCCACGCUCUUAGACGAGCUCCGCAACGAGGAUGUUCAGCUACGCCUGAAUAGCUUCAAGAAGCUGUCCAUCAUCGCCUUGGCCCUGGGGGCUGAAAGGACCCGCAGCGAGCUCCUGCCGUUCCUCACAGACACCAUCUACUACGAGGACGAGGUCCUUGUGGCCCUGGCAGAGCAGCUGGGGACCUUCACCAUGCUAGUGGGCGGCCCAGAGUAUGUGCACUGCCUGCUGCCUCCGCUGGAGUCCCUGGCCACGGUGGAGGAGACGGUGGUGCGGGACAAGGCGGUGGAGUCCUUGCGGGUCAUCUCCCAGGACCACUCUCCCUCGGACCUGGAGGCCCACUUCGUGCCAUUGCUGAAGCGGCUGGCAGGCGGAGACUGGUUCACCUCCCGCAACUCAGCCUGCGGCCUCUUCUCGGUCUGCUACCCACGAGUGUCUGGUGCUGUGAAGGCAGAGCUUGGACAGUACUUCCGGAACUUGUGUUCAGACGACACCCCCAUAGUGCGGAGGGCCGCCGCCUCCAAGCUGGGAGAGUUCGCCCAGGCGCUGGAGCUGAAUUACGUCAAGGAGGAGCUCAUCCCACUGUUCUGCAGCAUCGCCUCUGACAAGCAGGACUCCGUGCGCCUGCUGGCAGUGAAGACUUGCGUGCACAUAGCCCAGCUCCUGUCGCAGGAGGACAUGGAGACUUUGCUGAUGCCUGCACUGAGCCAGAUUGCCGAGGACAAGUCCUGGCGCGUCCGCUACAUGGUGGCCGAUAAGUUCACAGAGCUCCAAAAAGCAGUGGGGUCUGAGAUCACCAAGACAGACCUGGUCCCUGUCUUCCAGAACCUGAUGAAUGACUGUGAGGCUGAGGUGAGGGCUGCAGCUUCCCAGAAGGUCAAAGAGUUCUGUGAAAAUCUCCCAGCUGACUGCAGGGAGAAUGUGGUCAUGACUCAGAUAUUGCCCUGCAUUAAAGAACUGGCAUCAGACACCAACCAUCACGUGAAGUCAGCCCUGGCCUCGGUCAUCAUGGGCCUAUCACCCAUCUUGGGCAAAGACAACACCAUCGAGCACCUGUUGCCCCUGUUCCUGGCUCAGCUGAAGGAUGAGUGCCCUGAGGUGCGACUCAACAUCAUCUCCAACCUGAACUGUGUGAACCAAGUGAUCGGCAUCCAACAGCUCUCCCAGUCCCUGCUCCCAGCCAUUGUGGAACUGGCUGAAGAUGCCAAGUGGCGGGUGCGGUUGGCCAUCGUUGAGUACAUCCCCCUGCUGGCUGGGCAGCUGGGAGUGGAAUUCUUUGAUGAGAAACUCAACUCGUUGUGCAUGGCCUGGCUCAUGGAUCAUGUCUAUGCUAUUCGUGAAGCAGCCACUAGCAACCUGAAGAAGUUGGUGGAGAAGUUUGGGAAAGAGUGGGCCUGUGCUACUAUCAUCCCCAAGGUCUUGGCCAUGUCUAGAGACCCGAACUACCUGUACCGCAUGACGACACUGUUCUGCGUCAAUGUGCUAUCGGAAGUCUGUGGGCAGGACAUCACCACUAAACUCAUGCUGCCUACAGUCCUCAGUAUGGCUGGGGACCCAGUUGCCAACAUCCGCUUCAAUGUGGCCAAGUCCCUCCAGAAGAUUGGCCCCAUCCUGGAUAACAGCACACUUCAGAGCAAAGUCAGGCCCAUCCUGGAGAAGCUGACCCAGGACCAGGAUGUGGAUGUCAAGUACUUUUCCCAGGAGGCUCUGACUGUUCUGUCUUCUACCUGAUGCCAGAAGAGGAACCACUGCUAACCUCUGGUGUCCACCCUUUGAUCCCAACAAAUACCUCCCUGGGGAGUCAGUGGGGGUCAUAGACAGCAGCUCUUUGUGCAUGGUCUGACCCUAGAUCCCUCUCCCCAGCAAAGUUCCUUCUCACCCAGCCUGAGAAGACUUUUCACUGUUCACUAGGGGAGUACAGGUGGGACAGGGCAGCAGCCUUGAGAGGAAGGGGCCUCCCUGCAUGCUGAGGAAGAGAUGUUUCCCAGGUCACUGGCUCCUGACGCUGUUUUGGGAAGCCCCCCUCUUGUGUCCUCUUCCCUUACUCUCAUU